This is a messenger RNA of Fundulus heteroclitus (mummichog), 5454 nucleotides long. RefSeq names its product tripartite motif containing 3b (gene trim3b). The coding region runs from base 242 to 2542 and encodes 766 amino acids. Gene Ontology annotation, molecular function: protein binding; zinc ion binding; ubiquitin protein ligase activity. Lineage: Eukaryota; Metazoa; Chordata; Actinopteri; Cyprinodontiformes; Fundulidae. The transcript has 17 exons. Gene Ontology annotation, biological process: protein polyubiquitination; negative regulation of translation; proteasome-mediated ubiquitin-dependent protein catabolic process. The record is from RefSeq and is a predicted model, not a curated record.
UCUGUGCCAGUGCACACACCAACAUUAGAGCCAGAUCCCAAACCGCCUCCUUGUCCGUCCGCUCUCACAUACACACACACGCCGUCUUCCUGCCCACUUCUGUGUGGGGUGCAAUUCUUUGGCUUUGGCGAUGGCUUGUCUAGCAAACGGAUAUCACUCCCCCUGGAGGAGAACAAACUGAAACUUCCUCUCCAUCCCUAAAGGACACGCUGUUGACUGCUGUCAUCGUCUGUGGCUUUAAAUGUCCACUGCCAUGGCCAAGCGUGAGGCUGGGAGUGCAAGCCCCGUGGUGCGUCAGAUAGACAAGCAGUUCCUGGUUUGCAGCAUCUGUCUGGAUCACUACCACAACCCCAAGGUCCUGCCCUGUCUGCACACUUUUUGUGAAAGCUGCCUCCAGAAUUACAUUCCCCCGGAGUCUCUGACGCUCUCGUGUCCUGUGUGUCGGCAAACGUCCAUCCUGCCCGAGAAGGGAGUGUGUGCUCUACAGAACAACUUCUUCAUCACCAAUCUGAUGGAGGUACUCCAGCGUGAGCCGGAGUGUUCGCGGCCCGAGGCCUUCAGCGUGUUGGAGUCGGUCAGCGCAGCGGCAGCGGGGAAGCCCCUGUGCUGCCCUAACCAUGAGGGAAAGGUGAUGGAGUUCUACUGCGAGUCUUGUGAGACGGCCAUGUGUUUGGACUGCACAGAGGGCGAGCACCGGGAUCAUAUGACUGUUCCUCUGCGGGACGUUGUGGAGCAGCACAAAGCCGUGCUGAAAACACAGCUUGACGCCAUUCGCAGCAGGCUCCCUCAGCUGACCGCAGCCAUUGAGCUGGUGAGUGAGAUCUCCCGGCAGCUAAACGAGAGAAAAACGGAGGCAGUAACAGAGAUCAACGGCACAUUUGAAGAGCUGGAGCGGGUGCUGCAUCAGCGCAAGACAGCCCUCAUCACAGACCUGGAGAACAUCUGCGGCGCCAAGCAAAAGGUCCUCCACGCCCAGCUUUCCUCUCUUCUCCAGGGGAAGGAACACAUCCAGAGCAGCUGCAGCUUCACAGAGCAGGCUCUCAGCCAUGGGAAUGCCACUGAGGUGCUGCUCGUCCAGAAGCAGAUGAGUGAACGGGUCACAGCUCUGGCCAGACACGACUUCCCAGAAAAACCACAUCAGAACGCACAUCUGCACUGUCAGGUGGAGACCGAAGGUCUGCGGCGCUCCAUCCAGAACCUGGGAGUUCUCCUGACCACGUCGGCCGUGGCUCACACCUCUGUCGCCACAGGAGAGGGACUCCGACACGCAGCCACUGGGCAGCACCAAACCGUCACCGUGACGACAAAAGACAAGGAUGGAGAGUUGGUGCGGACCGGAAAUGCUGUUUUAAAGGCGGAGAUAUUGUCGGCCGACGGCAACAGAGCUGCAGACACGGAGAUAACGGACAACAAGAACGGAACGUACGAGGUGGGCUACACGUUACGCUCCGAGGGAGAGUACUCCUUCUGCCUGCUGCUCUACGGUCAGCCCAUACGCGGCAGCCCGUUCCGCCUGCGGGCGGUCAAGCCGUCAGACGUGCCCCAGUCUCCGGACGACGUGAAAAGGAGGGUGAAGUCGCCCAGCGGGACUGGGGGCCACAUCCGUCAGAAAGCGGUGCGACGGCCCUCCAGCAUGUACAGCACCACCAAGAAAAAGGAGAACCCCAUUGAGGACGAGCUCAUCUACAGAGUUGGUUCCCGGGGCAGAGAAAAGGGUGAGUUCACAAAUCUGCAAGGAAUCUCGACCUCCAGCAACGGUAGAGUGGUGGUGGCUGACAGCAACAACCAGUGCAUACAGGUGUUUUCCAACGAUGGGCAAUUUAAAUUGCGCUUCGGGGUCAGAGGGCGUUCUCCCGGACAGCUGCAGAGGCCGACGGGCGUCACCGUAGACGUGAACGGCGACAUCGUGGUGGCCGAUUACGACAACAGAUGGGUCAGCAUUUUCUCCUCAGACGGCAAGUUUAAGAAUAAGAUUGGUGCAGGCCGUCUCAUGGGUCCCAAGGGAGUGGCUGUGGAUAAAAACGGACACAUCAUCACUGUGGAUAACAAAGCCUGCUGUGUCUUCAUAUUUCAGUCCAAUGGAAAGCUGGUGACUAAGUUUGGAGGCAGAGGGACGUCUGAUAGACAGUUUGCAGAAAAACUUGGCCCAAACUUUAAUAAAUCUGGCUCAGUUUUCAGCCCGCACUUUGUCGCAGUGAACAACAAGAAUGAAAUCAUAGUGACGGAUUUUCACAAUCACUCCGUGAAGGUGUACAGCGCCGACGGGGAGUUCCUGUUUAAGUUUGGCUCUCACGGUGAAGGUAACGGCCAGUUCAACGCGCCCACCGGUGUGGCUGUGGACGCCAACGGAAACAUCAUUGUAGCCGACUGGGGUAACAGCAGAAUACAGGUCUUUGAUAGCACAGGGUCUUUCCUGUCCUACAUUAAUACCUCAGCAGACCCGCUCUACGGCCCCCAGGGCCUCGCUCUCACCUCAGACGGACACGUGGCAGUUGCGGACUCCGGUAAUCACUGCUUCAAAGUUUACAGAUACCUGCAGUAGACGAAGGAAAGACAUCAACGAAUCCUGCUUGGGUGAAUUAAUAUUAAACGCUACUUGUAGACAUUGAGUUGCAAUGUUCCUGCACCCCAUUUGGACAGAUUGAUUUCUUGUCCACUUUACUUCAGAACUUUGGGCAAAAUAAUUGCAAGAAUCAGCAUGAAAAAAAUGCAUUCCUAGUAUUAGAAGAAGAGAAAUGAGUUAGAUUUCUGCUUGUUACAUCCCAGUGGACGCGCCCUACCAGGCUUGUGAUGACCCUAAUUUUUGGGAUAGAUUCAGGACUUCCCCAGCGACCAGCUAGGGUAACAAACACUUAUUAUCCCCACCGUGUUUUCACACGUUACCAUGAUGUUGUAAAACUGACGCCAAGCCCAAACAGUACCACAAAAGGAAUAGUGCAUGACUUUUAAAGUGAGGUUCUGUGCAAAAAAUUACAAGCAAUUAAAAUCUUACCUGCUUCAGAUUACUGUCAUGGAUUCUUCAUUUAGCAUUAAUACAAAUUAGUAAAUCCCAGAGACUGAAACUAGCACAUGGUCCGAGAUGGGCCGAAUUAAAAACGUUUAUGAAAAGGGUAUUUUAAGAACCUUUUAAACGAAUUAUUUUUGCAUUCAGUAAUUAUUUUGAAGGUGAUUUAAAUGGUGAGUCAAUUUAGGAGGGGGGUGCACAACCAGUAAUCUUCCUCUGUGUAAUGUGCACAUACAAAGCAUGUCUGGGUCAGAGUAAGCUAAUUUAAAAGUAAAAAAACUGAUUAAUUAUACUUUGAUAUAUAUAUAUAUAUACCUGACAUGGCAUUUGAAGCUUUUUGGCUAAUCCCUUUUUAUUAGCGUAUGCUAAAAUAGAGCAUAAACUUUAUUGUAUGCCUACCAAAUACCAAGAAAUUUUUGUUACUGAUUUCAAGUAAAACUUUAAACAGCAUUAGCAUUUUAACUCCGUUGCUGCUAUUAGGAUAGUUGAUAUUGUUUGCUAAGGUUAACUUGUGUUUUUUUGGGGGGUUUUUCACGCACAAAGCGACAGGCACCAUAAAAUCUACAUUCGUAAGGUACAGUGGAAGCAUAGUGUUUUAUGCAACCACAGGCCACUCCUUCAGGCUGUCCGAUGGAGUUUGUGUGGAGCAUGUGUGGUUAAAUCGAAAUGAUAAACUAAAAUGGUUAAUAGCACAUCCAAAGUAAUUGCAAAAAAAAAAAAAAAAAAAAAGAAAUACAUUUGCCAUUCAAGACCUUCAAAAUGGAAAUCCCCUCUCUGGAAUCACAACAUACCCUCUGCCCAGAUAGCUGGCCCCUUUGCUGCGGCUCACACACCUGUCUGCACUAUGUGUCCUGACAACAAACAUAUUGAUGUUUUUUUUUUUUUAUCUUCAUCUAAAUUCUUGUGGUAUUAUGAAUGCUGCUCUUGUGGUGGCUGUGUUCACCCCUGGGCUUGUGUUCACCUCACAUCAUCGGCCCUUUUGGCAGUCUCGGGCAAGUAGUUAUUCGUAUACAUCUCUGACGCUUUAGCUUGAGUUUUUUUUAAACAACUAAUCUGGAUUUAUGCUAAACAAAGAACCCCAGAGAGUUCUCUGCUGCAUGUAGGAUAUCACUGCUUGUAAACGCUUAACAGAACAUCCCUUCAUAAUCCAGAAAAAGACCAUUUUGUCACUGUGCGCCAAAAAAAAACAAAAAAAAAAAAACCCUGCUAUUACUGCCUUCCAUUUUUUUUUUGAAAUAUGGAGACAAAACAGACCAUAUAAGGAAUGUGUAGUUAAAGGUCAAAUCGUCAUUUUGCACUUUAUCACGCUGACGAGACGGAUUAGUUGACCUUUGUGCUAGCUGUUUUUAGUUGAAAGAAGCACAACAUCCCGACCAGCUCCACUUCUACAGGUAAUUUCCUUUUUCGGGUCUUGCUGUUUGUAAUAACCAAAACAGAUUUCUAAAAUUCGACCCCACGGCUUUUUGCACCUUUGUCUGUUAAUAUCAAGAAAUUACUGUAAUUGUACAUAUGUAUAUGUAGGUCUACAUAUGGAUUUAUUGUCCAUGUUCUAUUGCUAUAUAAUCCUACUUAUUCCAGCAUUUAAAUGAAACCGAGAUCAUGCAAUGCAGUAGCCAGCUGAAUGACUGAAACAUUAGUUGAACAAAAGGUUGUAAACGUUGUUUGCUGUAUUUUAUGUUUCCAGAUGAUUUAAUUUAUUUAUUUUUUUUUUGCUUUUCUUUUCUAUAUAAUUUGUUGUACAAACUAUUUUUCUAACUGUUGCGUUGGACACUUUAACUCUCUGCCAAACAUUAUGUUGUAUGUUAUAAGUUGUAGCAUCCGAAAUCUGAUCUCUCCUCUCAAAUUCUUGUUUUAACACUGACGUUUCCUUCAGCCAAAACGUGUUCUUGUAACUUUCUUUUAAACAUUGCACAAAGGACAAAUAUUCUAAAAGUUCUAUCGUUUUGCAAGAAUAAUAUAUGCCUCUAUGUUUAGUUCAUUUAUCAUAAUCAAAGAGUGUAUUGUACAUUACAGUUAUUUUGUUAAUGUGUCUGAUGACCAGCACCUUUGUCAUGGACUUUUCUUUUUUGCGUAUUUGUUUUUAUCUGUGGCCCCUGAAGGAACCUUUUUUUAUUAUUAUUUUUUAGCUGUAGUUUAUAAAAGCUGCUUUACUUUCUUCUUGUGUUUCCCAUUUGUUGGAAAGCAGUGUGUACUGACAAGUUAUUUUUCUCCAUGAAUCAAACCCCUCUGUCGUUGUAUUGUUUUUUUUUUUUCAGUGUCAAUGCCUUUUAAUUGCCACUAACUUGUUUUGUGUGAUUAAAAUUAAACUAAAGCACAUUUAAAUAAAACGCUACAUCUACCAAAUAUGUGUACGACUGUAUACUACAGUAGGUCAGAACUUACAGGAAGCAGUCACGAGGCGUAUGUAAUCCUGGAAAAAUCAUUGCAAAAAUAAACCAAAACAGUGUCGA